CUCUCUCUCUCUCUGUCUGUCUGUCUCUCAGCUCGUCUCAGGAUGACUGUCACUUACUCCAAUAAAGUCGCCAGUGCCUCCUUCUUCAGUUUCCACCGGCUGCUGCUGCGCUGGAAGGGAAGCAUCUACAAGCUGCUGUACCGGGAAUUCACUGUGUUCGUCCUGCUCUACACCGUCCUGAGCAUCGUGUACAGAUUCGCCCUCUCUGAAGAUCAGAAGAGACUGUUUGAGAAAGUUUCCAUUUACUGUGACAAAUACGCAGAGCAGAUCCCCGUCACCUUCGUCCUGGGUUUUUAUGUGACUCUGGUGGUGAACCGAUGGUGGCACCAGUUUGUGAAUCUGCCGUGGCCCGACAGACUGAUGUUCCACAUCUCCAGCUGUGUUCAGGGUAAAGAUGAAUAUGGCCGCCUCCUGCGCAGGACGUUGGUUCGAUAUGUCAACUUGACGUCGCUCCUCAUCUUCCGCUCCGUCAGCACCGCCGUCUGCAAACGAUUCCCGACCAUGGACCACGUGGUGGAAGCAGGUUUUAUGACUCCAGAGGAGAGGAAGGUCUUCGACGACAUCCCCUCACCUCACCUGAAGUACUGGAUUCCUGUGGUCUGGUUCUCCAACCUGGCGUCUAAAGCUCGACAAGAAGGACGCAUCCAGGACAGCAUCGACCUGCAGAACAUUCUCAAUGAGAUGAACCUGUUCAGGACUUGGUGUGCGACUCUGUUCGGCUACGACUGGGUCGGCAUCCCACUGGUCUACACACAGGUCGUCACUCUGGCUGUUUACACCUUUUUCGUGGCUUGUCUAAUCGGUCGACAGUUUCUGGACCCGACCAGGGGAUACCAAGGUCAUGACCUCGACAUGUACGUGCCCGUCUACACCAUGCUGCAGUUCUUCUUCUACUCCGGCUGGCUGAAGGUCGCGGAGCAGCUGAUCAACCCGUUCGGAGAGGACGACGAAGACUUCGAGGUCAACUGGAUCAUCGACAGGAACCUUCAGGUGUCGCUGUUGGCUGUGGAUGAAAUGCACAUGAACUUUCCUCACAUGACCAAAGACAUUUACUGGAACGACCGCGACGCUCAACCACCGUACACGCUGGCUGCUUCCGACUACUGCAUCCCCUCAUUCCUCGGCUCCACCACCGACAUGGGACUCUCAGAUAUUCUCCAGUUUGACGAGGCCGACGUUAGCGACAGCAGUCCUCGGCAGCCCGAGUCUGUACUGACCCGGCGCCAAGAGUCGGUUCUUGGGCGAGUCCGCCGGCUGAUGAGCGUCCAGGAGCCUCCUGAACUUCGACCUCCUCGACCCAUCUUCAAACGGCACAGCAGUGAUGCCACAGGAAGGGUCUUCCCAGACGUCAGGCUCAGUCCAGGUGCAGGUGGCCUGGCCCCAACCCCCUCCCUGGUCACCCCCCCUCCUCCCAUGGACACCUUGACCACAUUGAGGGAGGUCAACAGUAGCCCCUUUCUUCUCAUCAGCCAGCCAGUGUUUGAAGUCUGGAACAAGAUGGAUUCUUCUGUCGACGCCGAGGUGGUGAACGUCCACAACGGUUUGGAUCCUUCCUCCACGGAGGAGGCGCCAGGCCUGGAACAUCCAAGGGCCAGUUCCUUGGUUUGUUGCUCCCCCACUCAAUUAGGACCGAAGGAAUUCCAGUGGACAGUAACAAAUAUCCAAAAUCGGCAAUCGGCUCGACCCCGAAGGCGCCAGUUCUCCCUGCAGUUCUCCAGGCAGACGUCAAAGUGGUCGGUUCGCAGCCUGCCGAGCCCCAAUGGCCUGGGGAGGCGUAGGAGAUGUCUGGUUCAAUUCCAGUCCAGAAGAUCACCUGGUCCACCGAGCGCCACGCUGCAGCUCCCGGACCCCGAGCAGGACCCCGGCUUCCAGGGAAUGACUGAGGGCGACAAGUCCGACAGAACCAACAACAGCAAGGACAUCGAAAACAACAACUUCCAGUCACACCGUUCAGGAGAGAACAGAGAAUCACUCACUUAGUAACAGAACACUGGGCCAACAGAGCCAAACAGAACCAAACAGAACCAAACAGAACCCAACAGAACCCAACAGAGCCAAACAGAACCCAACAGAUCCAAACAGAACCCAACAGAACCCAACAGAACCAAACAGAACCCAACAGAGCCAAACAGAACCAGUCACUGAGCUGACGACUUCAAUUCUUGAACGAUAUGAAGCCUUAAGCUUGAUUAACUGUUCAGGUUUUUUUGUUACUGGAGACAAAAAUAAAUCAAAUUUGGCAUAAAAACUAUUUUGGAUACCACCUAGUGACUAGUAGAGGAACUGAAGGUAAUCCACACCUAAUCCUAUUUUACACAAGAAUUAGCAGCCAUGCGCAGGUUUUUAGAAUGUGGUUAUAUUUUUAAAAUGUGUUUGAAUCCUUUCACAUUGUAAGUAAAGGAGUUUUCUCUUUUUCCCCUGUGCAUCAUGGACAUAUUGGAAAUGAGGCACUGUCUCACCGCGCUUUCUCCCAGGUGUCUCUUUUCCAUCAGUUCUGAUCGGAGCCGAUUUGAACCCGUGAACAAGUGGAGUCCUCGACCCAGACGUGAGACAUGUGUCGACUCACAUCGCAGACAACAGACACACACAUUAAUGGGUUUUUAGAAAAGUGAAAAAGGUGUUUUAAUCUCCGACUCCACAGACCAAACCGAUUCCAUCGUGUGCUGCUCCUCAGGAUUAUUGACUUUAAAAGUUUCUAGAAAAUACUUUUGGAACAAAAUCGGCUGU
Molecule: messenger RNA, 2727 nt
Organism: Platichthys flesus (European flounder)
Lineage: Eukaryota; Metazoa; Chordata; Actinopteri; Pleuronectiformes; Pleuronectidae
Product: bestrophin-3-like
Exons: 13
Coding region: 43-1980 (645 amino acids)
Molecular function (GO): chloride channel activity
Source: RefSeq, a predicted model, not a curated record